CUUCUUAGUUCUUACAUUACAUAAACAACUAAGCAACAAAGAAAAAAAAAAAGCGUUCUUGGUAAUACAGUUAAACAAAAUGAACUCUUCAUCUUCAGAAUCAUCGUCUUUUAAAUCAUCAUCUUCAGAAUCGUUCUCGUGGGAAGAUAUUAACCUACCGAAUAUUCUUCCUUUUAUCGAGAACGAUUCUGAAGAUAUGUUUUGGCUAGAAAACACCCUGUUGUCUAGCGUAAACACCCCAACCACCACCACCACCGCCACCACAAGACCGCCAACUUCAUCCUCGUUGACGAAUCAUGUCAAGGAGGAAGAAGUGACUUCAUCAAUGUCGUCAUCGAUCAAAGCUGAAAAGUCGUACCGAGGGGUAAGAAAGAGGCCAUGGGGGAAGUACGCAGCUGAGAUAAGGGAUUCAACUAGGAAUGGUGUAAGAGUUUGGUUAGGAACCUUUGAUACACCAGAGGCGGCUGCUUUAGCUUAUGAUCAAGCCGCCUUUUCGACUCGUGGGGCGAUGGCUGUUCUUAAUUUUCCGGCGGAUGUAGUAAAGGAAUCUCUAAAGGAGAUGAACUAUGAGUUUGGAAAUGGGUGUUCACCUGUUUUAGUGAUGAAAAAUAGACUUUCUAUAAGGAAGAAUAAGUCUAUGAGCAAGAAAAACAGAGGGAAAACCAGGGAAUCAUCUUUGGGAAAUAAUGUGUUUGUUUUUGAAGAUUUGGGUUCUGAUUAUUUGGAACAAUUAUUGAUAGAAAGUGAAGGCAUUAGUUUUUAAUUAGCUAGGUUAAUUGAUGAGGUGAUAUUUUAAAAUUACCUCAAAAUGAAAAAUAUUGUUUUAGUUUUUGUGAAUUUCUAGCUCUUUUGUUUUUAAAUUUUAUUUUUGAGUUUUUUCUUGUAAAAUUUUGGAUAUGAAAUAUAUAUGUGAAUUCAUAAAUUUUUACUUUA
Molecule: messenger RNA, 933 nt
Organism: Spinacia oleracea (spinach)
Lineage: Eukaryota; Viridiplantae; Streptophyta; Magnoliopsida; Caryophyllales; Amaranthaceae
Product: ethylene-response factor C3
Exons: 1
Coding region: 80-763 (227 amino acids)
Biological process (GO): ethylene-activated signaling pathway; regulation of DNA-templated transcription
Molecular function (GO): DNA-binding transcription factor activity; DNA binding
Source: RefSeq, a predicted model, not a curated record